This is a messenger RNA of Lactuca saligna, 2583 nucleotides long. The record is from the annotation of a GenBank genome assembly. NCBI's taxonomy places the organism in Eukaryota, Viridiplantae, Streptophyta, Magnoliopsida, Asterales, Asteraceae.
AUGGCUGCCUUGACAACAUCACUGUCAAUAUUAUCAUUCUUGUUCAUACUCAAUUCCAUUCCAAUCCCAUCAUUCUCUUGUCCGAUUCAUCAAAAACAAGCUCUUCUUCGAUUCAAAUCCACCAUCACCACCAUCAUCGAUUCCAACUCCGACCCCAACUCCGAUGAAUAUGUACCAUUCGAAGAACUAGAUUCAUGGAGUCCAAAAUCCGAUUGUUGCUCCUGGGACCGUGUCAAUUGCACCAGAACCAGAAACAAAACCAGAAUCGUCACCGAGCUCCACCUAGACGCCGUCGUUCCCCUGUUUGUUGACCUGGUUCCGGUGUUCUCCGAUAUCCUGAAUCCCCUUUUCGAAAUCCGGUCACUGAAGGUACUCGAUAUCUCCAUGAAUUCGUUGGUAGGUGAGAUCCCCGGAGAUGGGUUUGGUAACCUCACCGGACUUGUUCAUCUUGACAUGAUGCAGAACAGCUUCAAUGGUUCCAUUCCAGCCCAACUUUUCCGGUUAACAAAUUUACGUUACUUGGACAUGAGCACCAAUUACCUUGAAGGAGGACUAGGGCCUGAACUGGCUACUCUUCGGAAUUUGACAACAUUAUCGUUGAGUGUGAAUCGUUUCCAGGGUAUGAUUCCUCCUUCGCUUUUCAAACUUGAAUCUCUUCGUUUUCUCGAUCUAAGCAACAACAGUCUCACCGGUGGUUUAAGUUCUGAAAUUGGAAACCUUCGGAAUCUUGAAUCCUUGAAACUGAAUGAGAAUUUUCUUACCGGAAGUAUCCCAGAGGAAAUUGGAAAUCUGACGAAGUUAAGGGAACUUUGGGUAGGAAAGAAUCAGUUUUCGGGUGGAAUCCCCUCUUCGGUUGAAAAUCUCAAGGAUUUAGAAUCCCUAGAUUUGUCUGGAAAUUCGUUCUCCCUCCAAAUUCCUUCUGGCAUAGGAAGACUACCCAACAUGACGACUCUUGAUCUGAGUAAGAACCAGUUCAUGGGUCCAAUCCCACCAUCUAUGCAAAACUUAAGAAAGUUAGAAACCCUUCAGCUCAAGAACAACAUGCUCGCCGGAGAAAUCCCAACAUGGUUAUUCAACAUCAGAAGUUUAAAGAAAUUGUUCAUCGGAGGAAAAGGUAACCGCUUGAUUUGGAAUAAUAAAACAAAAAUCGUUCCAAAAUGUAAGCUAGAACAGAUCUCCAUGUCUUCCUGUGGAUUUUCCGGUGAGAUUCCUGAAUGGAUUUCUUCACAGAAAGACUUGAAUCUUCUUGAUUUGAGCCAGAAUCAAUUGGAGGGGGAAUUUCCCGAUUGGCUUGCUAAGAUGGACAUCGGAAGCAUAAUCUUGUCAGAUAACAAGCUUACUGGAUCACUCCCGCCUCGCUUAUUUGAAUCUUUAAGUUUAUCAAUUCUUGCUUUGUCCCGGAAUAAUUUUUCCGGCGAGUUACCGGAGAAUAUAGGAAACGCCAGAGCAAUCAUGCUUCUUAUGUUGUCGGGAAAUAAUUUCUCCGGCCAAAUUCCAAUGUCUAUAUCAAAUAUUUACCGGUUACUACUUCUGGAUUUGUCUAGAAAUAGAUUUUCCGGCGACAAAUUCCCAGUGUUUGGAGAUAACCCUCUUCUUGCUUUCAUCGAUUUGUCAUACAACGAAUUCUCCGGCGAGAUUCCGGUGACUUUUUCCACAGAAACUCAGAUUCUAUCUCUUGGCGGGAAUAGAUUUUCCGGCAAUCUGCCCCGGAAUUUGACCAACUUGGUCAACCUCGAACAUCUUGAUCUUCAUGACAACGAUAUCACCGGAAAUUUCCACGAAGUUCUUCCUCAAAUCCCGAAUUUGCAAGUUCUAAGCUUAAGAAACAAUUCCCUUGAAGGAUUUAUCCCAAGAACAAUCUCCAACCUCACUUCUCUCCGGAUUCUUGAUGUCUCCGGGAACAACCUCGCCGGAAUCAUCCCACCGGAGAUCGGAAACCUAGCAAGAAUGAUGAACACUCCGGACUUGUUACCAACGUAUGACAUCUUCAACUUCUUAAUCGAGUUUCAAGACUUGAUAUUAAACUGGAAGAACUCUUUUCGAGGGCUAUCAAGUCGGAGCUUAGACAUCUACUCAUUCUUGGAUUUGUCAGAAAACCGAAUCUCCGGCGAAAUUCCGGCAUCGUUAGGCAAUCUCAAAGGCUUAAAACUUCUCAACAUUUCACACAAUGAAAUCUCCGGGAACAUUCCGGUGACUUUUGGGAAUCUGAAAGGAAUAGAGAGCUUGGAUUUAUCACAUAACAAAAUCUCGGGUUCGAUUCCUCAAUCACUGGGAAAGCUUGAUCAACUUACGAUUCUUGAUGUGAGCAAUAACAGGCUGACAGGUAGGAUUCCGGUGGGUGGACAGAUGAACACGAUGAAUGAGUUGAAGUAUUUUGCAAACAACAGUGGAUUAUGUGGCAUGCAGAUUAGAAUCAUAUGUCCAGAGGAUGUUACAUCAUCAGAAGGAGAAGAUGAAGAAGACAAGAAAGAUUCAUGGAUUAUGUGGGAGGGAACUUGGAUCGGAUUUCCAGUUGGGUUUUUUUCAUCGAUCUUGAUCAUGGGCUACUCACUGAAUUUUCUACAUCUGUUCAAAUUCUGGUGA